This is a messenger RNA of Drosophila subobscura, 775 nucleotides long. Its product is annotated as gamma-glutamylcyclotransferase. The record is from RefSeq and is a predicted model, not a curated record. The transcript is spliced from 4 exons. The coding region runs from base 93 to 653 and encodes 186 amino acids. Lineage: Eukaryota; Metazoa; Arthropoda; Insecta; Diptera; Drosophilidae. Gene Ontology annotation, molecular function: gamma-glutamylcyclotransferase activity.
UGCGGUGCGUGGCGGCGGUGUAAACAAAGACCAUUUGUUGAGUUUUAUUUUAUAAAAUCACCCUCCCCUCCCGGCACUACUCCCCAUUGGCCAUGGCCUGUAAAUUUUAUUAUUUCGGUUUCGGCAGCAACAUGCUGGCACGCCGCAUCCACAUACAAAAUCCCACUGCCAAGAGAAUCGGAGCUGGAAGACUAGAGAACUACCGCUUGGACUUUCACACAGGAUCCAAGAACUGGCUGGGCGCCCCUGCCACGAUUGUGCCCACAGCUGGAGCUCAUGUCUACGGCGCCAUAUGGGAGAUUGACAUGUGCAAUCUGAAGGAUUUAGAUGACCAGGAGAGUGUGCCCGAUGGCGUGUACAUUCCGAUCAGUAUCCCAGUUCUCUCGCUGACCAGCAACACAGACAUCAUCUGCCGUGCCUAUCACCUGACCAACCAGCCGCUCAUGGAGGUGCACGGGCAGAGCGUUCCGCCAGCAAGUAUUCCCCUGAAUCGACAGCCCUCGCAGACGUACCUCAAGGUGCUGGUCAAGGGUGCCCAGGAGACGGGCAUACCCGAGGACUACGUCAAGUGGCUAAGGGGGCUCAAGCACAAUGGCAAUCAGGUGCCCGCCAUGGAGAAGAAACUGGAACUGGACGAAGUGAAACUUUCUUGAAAGCUAAAAAAACUAGAGAUCUGAUCCUUUUAGGCAUAUUUUUGUAGGACAUUUCUAAGAUUUUUCCAUGGUUUCCAAUAAAAUUAUUUUCCAAAAUCAAAGACAUUUAACAUUCCUAAAAA